Messenger RNA from Symbiodinium sp. CCMP2592, 3393 nucleotides. Lineage: Eukaryota; Dinophyceae; Suessiales; Symbiodiniaceae. The record is from the annotation of a GenBank genome assembly.
AUGGUUGACCAGAAAACGGACACUCUCCUGCUUGGUGUGUAUGCGCAUGGAAACCACUAUGGAGUGACCAAUUGGACCCGGAAACUGCCCCAAAGCUGUAAGUACCUGUGGAGCUACUUGAAGAAAUGGACCCCUGAAGCCAUUCAUGGUAGCACCCUGGUGAUCAACAAGAAUUGUAAGCAUGGCAUGCACCGAGAUGUUCACAAUCAACCAGGUACCAAGAACUAUUCGAUAGGCGUGUCUCAGUACAAACAAGGUGAAGUGUGGCUAGAAGGCCCCGGACCAAGCCCCACCUACAAGACGAUCAUGCGACAGACGCCUACAGGACAGCAGCUCCCGGGACACUUGCGUUCCGUAAAUCAGCAGGUCGUAUCCUUUGAUGCGCAUAAGUGGCACGCGACACAGGACUGGAGCGGCAAGCGAUGGAUCGUAACGGAGAAGAAGGAAGGAGAGGAACAAGCGAUGGUAGGAGAAAAGGGGGGUGGAAAACCGAGUAAGGCACAGGAGGAGGAGUCCAUCAAGAAGAAGUUAUAUCUCCUACACGCCGCGACGGGACACGGGUCGGUGCGCCACAUGAUUGAUGCUCUGAAGCGUAGGAAAGCCAGCCCUCUUGUGAUCCGCCUGGCACAGGAAUUCAAAUGCUCCAUAUGCCAGGAGAAAGCACGAGUGCAGCCGAGGCAAACCGCCUCGCUAGAGCCCAUACCACCAAAGUUCCAUACGAUCACGGCGGACAUUGGGCACUGGGUACACCCAGCGUCCGGGGAACACCAGAAUUUUAUGGUGGUGGUUGAUGAAGGGUCUAGGUUUAGGAUGGCAAAGAUUCUUCUGAAAGGGCAGAAGCAGGCGCCUACCUCAGCAGCAUGCAUUAAUUAUUUGCAGGAGGGAUGGUUCCAGGUGUUUGGAAGGCCCAAGACUUUGCGAUUGGACCCUGCGGGUAGUUUCAGAUCUAGCACAGUGGAGAGCUUCUGUGACCGCCACAGCAUAUAUCAUGAUGUGAUCCCAGGCGAGGCGCACUGGCAGAUAGGUCUAGCGGAACAGGCAGUUCAGGGGUUGAAGCUUCUCAUGUCAAAGAUUUGCGAGACUGAUCCUACCACGACUCCGGAGGAGGCUAUAAGCAUGGCUGUUUCAGUGUUCAAUCAAAGGGAAGUUGUUCGGGGAUACUCACCGGUGCAACAUGUUUUGGGUCAGGCUCCGGAUGCCAUGGGACGAUUUCUUCCACAUGAAGGAAACCUCCCAGAAGAAGUGCCAGCCAGUGACAGAGAAGAACUCUUAGAGGCUUUGGGCCCCGAGCAGACAGCCCCAUGGACCUUCAGCAGAGUAGCAGAAGAAGUGGGGGGAAACAGCUACCAAGACCUGACCCAGGAGACCCCAAGUGAACAAGAGUGGAUGAGGGCCCAGGAGUGGGAGGACGUUGAUGGAGGUGAGCCAAGCCAGCCUAGCGUAGUCCGGAGAACCUCUGCCUACGUAGGACCCAAACUCCCCGAACCUGAGUGCGCCAACUGGUGGGACAAGGUUGCCGAGUCAGCAUGGUCAGCUGAAGCUAGUGCUUAUUGGACCGAGGAACAACAAGCAGUAGAGAUCGAGAUCCCUCUGCCAGAAUCACGCCGAGGGCAGGAACACAUGUGUAAGAACAUGCAGGGAUUCUUUGUGUCGGCCUUGAAAAGAAGGGCGAUUGAAGUGUGCGAGCGCAAACUGAGUGAAGGAGACCGUGAGAAAUUCCGUGAAGCGAAGAAUGCCGAGGUUCGCAAUUUCAUCUCAGCCAAGGCGUUUGAAGCCCUGCCGAGGCAUCUGCAACCGGACCGCUCACAAGCGGUCGGAAUGAGAUGGAUCUUGACGUGGAAGGUCAAGGAUGAUGGAGGCGUCAAGGCCAAGGCCAGGGCAGUAUUAUUGGGGUAUCAAGACCCCCAGUACGAAUUCAGGUCUACGGCAGCCCCUGUCAUGACUCGUCAGACCAGACAGCUAUUCCUGCAAUUGUCGGCCAACAAUCGGUGGGCCAUACAGAAGGGAGACAUCACAGGGGCCUUCCUGCAGGGCCGGGAAUACCCGGACGAUUUAUUCUGCAUCCCUUGCCCAGAAAUCUGCUCGAGUAUGGGAAUACCAGAGGGUUCCAUCACCAAGCUCAAACGAGCUUGCUACGGACUGGUGGAUGCUCCCUUGGAAUGGUACAAGACCAUAGCAGAAUAUCUGGAGAGCAUUGGACUGACUCGAUUGUGGUCAGAUUCUUGUGCCUGGGUGUGGAGGCCAGGAGGACCGGGCACAGCAGUCAGGGGUAUGAUAACGGGUCAUGUGGAUGAUUUUCUCUUUGGGGGAUCUUCCGAAGAUUCUGAGUGGCAGGCGAUCUUGGAAAAGAUAAGAACUCGUUUCAAGUGGGGCGAUUGGGACUCGAACAACUUCGUCCAGUGUGGGGUUGAGGUUCGGACGGUUCCGGAAGGGUUCGAGUUGUCACAACCAAAAUACCUUGCCACAGUGGAAGAGAUACCCCUGAACACCACGCGCAGGAAGGACCCUAAGGCCGCUACGACGCCUCAGGAAAAGAGCCAAUUGAGGGCCCUUCUUGGGGCUCUGAGCUGGUAUGCCCAGCAAACGGCUCCACACUUAUCAGCAGAUGUCAGCCUGAUGCUGUCAGAGGUAGGACAGUCCACCGUGAACACGAUAGUCAGGGCCAAUCAGCUGCUGAGUGUCGAAAGAAAUAGAAAGGGACAUAAGCUCUUGAUACAGAGAUGCGACAAUGAGGACAUGCAGUUGUUUGCGUGGGUUGAUGCGGCUAGUCAGAACAGGUUGGACGGAAGCAGCACACAGGGUAUCUUUGUCGGCGCGGCCUCCAAGAAACUGUUUCAAGGUGAGAUAGCUGCCGUUAGUCCAAUUAGCUGGCAUUCCACCCGCAUCGAACGGAAAUGCCGGAGUCCUGGAGCCGCUGAAACACAGGCGGCUGUGAAUGGGGAGGACGCUUUGUUCUACGCGAGGUUUCAAUGGUCAGAGAUACUACAUGGCCAACCAAACCUUCGAGAGCCGUCUGAGACAGUGAGACAGACGGAUGGCUGUCUGAUCACAGACAGCAGAAAUGUCUACGACAAACUGCAGACAGAAAUGCUGGUGAUCAAGGGGGCGGAGAAGAGAUCGAAUAUCGAACUACUAUCCCUGAAGGAAGCGCAGCAGAGUUCCAACUUGGUCAUCCGCUGGGUGCAUUCAGAAGCUCAACUGGCAAAUUCUUUGACAAAGUGUGGGGGCAAUCAAGAGAUGGACCUGUACUACAGAAUGAACUUUGCCUGGAGAAUAGUCGAGGACAGUGAGAUGAUGUCAGCACGACGCCGGAAGUCAAAGGGUCUGCAGCCGCUACAACAACAUACACAGCAGGAAGUGAUCAGUUGUGUUUUUGAGAAAGAGCACUUUUAA